Molecule: messenger RNA, 1457 nt
Organism: Danio aesculapii
Lineage: Eukaryota; Metazoa; Chordata; Actinopteri; Cypriniformes; Danionidae
Gene: tmtopsa
Product: teleost multiple tissue opsin a
Exons: 4
Coding region: 127-1347 (406 amino acids)
Biological process (GO): G protein-coupled receptor signaling pathway; visual perception
Cellular component (GO): photoreceptor outer segment; membrane
Molecular function (GO): G protein-coupled receptor activity
Source: RefSeq, a predicted model, not a curated record
GCAACACCAAAACUCUUCAGGAAAAAUAAGAUUAGAUUUGCAUACUGUUGUCAAAACAGCACAUUAAAUGUGUCGCUUUCCCCUCAGAAAACUAAGCAGUGACUUGUGUUCAAUGGACGGAUUGCGAUGAUUGUGUCCAACUUGAGUGUGCUCAGUUGCAGGAGGAACAGCGCGCUGUGUCUCGGUGCAGUGGAGGGACAUUUGGAGGCGUCCUCCUCCUAUCGCACCCUCAGUCCGACCGGACACAUCCUCGUGGCGGUGAGCUUAGGAUUCAUCGGCACUUUCGGAUUCCUCAACAACCUCUUGGUCCUCGUGCUCUUCUGCCGGUACAAGGUGCUGCGCUCCCCCAUCAACUUUCUGCUGGUGAACAUCUGCUUGAGUGAUCUCCUGGUGUGCGUUUUAGGGACGCCGUUCAGCUUCGCGGCGAGCACGCAGGGGCGAUGGCUCAUCGGGGACACUGGAUGCGUGUGGUACGGCUUUGUCAACUCGCUGUUAGGCGUUGUAUCGCUCAUCUCUCUGGCUGUGCUGUCAUACGAACGCUACUGUACAAUGAUGGGCUCCACAGAGGCUGAUGCGACCAACUACAGGAAGGUGAUCGGUGGUGUGCUGAUGUCCUGGAUCUACUCUUUAAUCUGGACCCUGCCUCCUUUGUUUGGCUGGAGCCGCUAUGGCCCUGAAGGCCCUGGAACAACCUGCUCUGUAGACUGGACGACAAAGACCGCCAAUAACAUCUCCUACAUCAUUUGCCUCUUUAUUUUUUGCCUGAUUGUCCCCUUCCUGGUCAUCGUAUUCUGCUAUGGGAAGCUGCUGCAUGCCAUUAAACAGAUGAACAGUGUUACUGAUGCUCUAUCUAUCUGUAUUUGUUUUUCUCUGAUGAUGAAGGUCAGCAGUGUGAACACGUCUGUGAGCCGCAAGCGUGAGCACCGUGUCCUUCUGAUGGUCAUCACUAUGGUGGUUUUCUAUCUGCUGUGCUGGCUCCCCUACGGCAUUAUGGCUCUGCUGGCCACUUUUGGAGCUCCAGGACUCGUGACGGCGGAGGCCAGCAUAGUGCCCUCCAUUUUAGCCAAAUCCAGCACGGUCAUCAAUCCCGUCAUCUACAUCUUCAUGAAUAAACAGUUCUACAGGUGUUUCAGAGCUCUUCUCAACUGCGACAAACCACAGCGAGGUUCCAGUCUGAAAAGUUCUUCAAAGACCAAACCUUUUCGUCCCGGACGGCGCACGGACAACUUCACUUUUAUGGUUGCUUCAGUGGGACCCAAUCAGACAAACCCAGUGGAAGACGGCCCACUGUCAGCAGAUAACACCAAACCUGCAGUGCUCUCCCUCGUGGCCCAUUAUAACGGCUGAGAGUCAUCCUCCUUCAGAAAUGACAACACUUGAAGAAACUUUACACACUAAAUAAGGGAAAUGCAGAUUUGGAUUUUUUUUUUUACAGUCGAGUGGCAUAUACAUACUGU